AUGAUCUCAAACAUCGAUAGCCCUCCUCCCCUGGACAUCUGCUCCAUGAUCAUCUCGCCCGAGAAGGGCACCAAGAAACGCCGGCGACACGAGCUCGAGAUCCGCGAGGCAGAUUCAGGCAUGGACCUGGAUGGAAAGGGAAGGGCCGCGCGCUCCCGCAGCGUCAACGACCUGACUUCCCAGGAACUUGCCGUCGCCCAGACAGUUGCCAUCGAGAGGCUGCAGCAAGUUCUCUAUGUCGACAUCCAGUAUCCCUUUCCCGGCCUCGACAACACCGACGCCAAGAGCAGUCCGCCGGCGACCCCGACGAGCCGCUUGCGAUUCGAGGGCCAUAAGUCUGUCUCGGUCAGCAUGAACCUCGACUGCGACUCCAGGGCCACACCGCCGGCCUUUGUCUAUAUCCACCACCUGGAUGUCUUUGUUCCCUCGGCGCUACAUCACCUCGUGCAGUUUCUGCAAGCCCACGGGCUCGACAACCCAGGCCUCUUUCGCCAACAGGGCGACUUUGCCAAGAUCGCUGCCAUCCGCAAGACCAUUGACCAGGACGGAGCACCCCGAGCUAUCGAGCGACUACAUCCUGCCGACUGCAUCGAGGUCGGCACGGUGUUGCUCAACCUUCUGAAGGAAGACGAUCCCAUUCUCAACACCGAACUGCAUGUCGCCUUCAAAAGCAUUCUUGCCUUGAACAACUCCUCGUCUCAGCGGCUGCCAGGCUCGCGGAUCUGCCAUCCGAACCAAAGUACCAUCCGGCUGCUCCGGGACUGCCUGCUGCUGUUGGCCCCAUCCAGUCGACAGAGCCUCCAGUUUCUGCUCGACUUUUUGUGCCAAGUGCUGCGUAGAAGCAGCACCACAUUCAAGUCUCGCAUCCUCGGGGCCGUGCGGCUCUCGGCCGUGGUUGGGCCGGUGCUGGUGGGUCUGCACCAGAUUGCACGCCCGUCGAGUUCCCACGACCACAACAAAGCCAGUUUUCUGCUUUCGACGCCCGUCCGUCAGGCCAACAGUGACUGGGCCUCAAACCUUGCCGAGCUGCUCAUGUAUGCCAACGGACUCGUCAGAGAUGCCCCGCUCUCGGCACGACCCCUGUCGUCCCCAUCGCCAUCGCCGUCCCCAAUGUCGUACUCUGUACUGACGCUCGAAAGCGCGCUGUGGCGAACCAACCCGACCCUCGAGGAGGCCAUCCAUGACCAUGCGCUGCUCGUGUCGGCAUUGGGCCAAAGAACGCCCACGAAAAAAUCGCUCGCAAACAUGACUCCGAAGCGCAAGUCUCGCCAUUCGCAUACAGGAGCAGUCAACUCGAGUCCGUUUGCGGCAAUCAAAGGCUCUCCUGUCAAACCCCUUGGUAUCUCGGGGAUUUGUGCUCGCAACCUCUUUGCGGCGCCAAAGCCGCUCGCACUCACAGAUUGUCUCGGCACAACCAGCUGGCCAGGAUCGCCCGUCCACUCCCCAACCAUCCAGACUCGCCAACUACAAAACUUUUUGCACAGCGACGGUCUGCAGUUCACAAAGUCGGGCCAUCGAUCCGAUCCAACCAGCCACGACGACCUCCGAGAGCCUUUCCCAAAGCGAUUCAAGCUGUGGUAAUCCGCAAAGCCAUGUGAUUGCACACGCCUUUCAAACGCUUUUCAAACGCUUUGCACACGCAAGAUGUGGGACUAUUGCUGUUGCUAGUAAUCCUUUUCUUGAUGCUGAUGAUGUGUCCUUCAAGCUUGCUCUUAAUUUACGAGCUUUCCGAUCUUUCCGAUCUUUCCGAGCUAUACCACCGCUGGGUCGUCUCACAAC
This is a messenger RNA of Polychytrium aggregatum, 1779 nucleotides long. RefSeq lists its product as uncharacterized. NCBI's taxonomy places the organism in Eukaryota, Fungi, Chytridiomycota, Chytridiomycetes, Polychytriales. The record is from RefSeq and is a predicted model, not a curated record. Bases 1 to 1581 code for a protein of 526 amino acids. The transcript has 5 exons. Gene Ontology annotation, biological process: signal transduction.